GGCCGCGACGCGCACGCCUCUCGCUGCGACCGCGGAGUGUCAUGUGUGAGUGUUGAACGAUCAGUGAACAACCAUGAAGGGCCGACACCAAUUCCGACGCCGGUUCAGCCUCCAGCCGUCUUUCAUGAAAGAAGAACACGAGGAGGAGCGGCGACCUCACAGGACUGAAAGAACAGAAGACACCGUAUCAAGCAGCGGCAACCUAACCAAUAAUGCAGUCCGUCACAAAAUCGUCGUGAUGGGAGCAGCCAAAGUCGGCAAAUCCUCGCUCAUCUCACAGUUCCUCUACAACACUUUCUCGCCUAAAUACAAAAGGACGAUCGAAGAGAUGCACCACGGAGACUUUAAUGUUUCUGGUGUGAGACUGACGCUGGAUAUCCUCGACACAUCAGGAGCGUACGAGUUCCCAGCGAUGAGGGCGCUGUCUAUGCAGUCAGCGGAUGCCUUCAUACUCGUGUACGACAUAACAGACGCGGACAGCUUCGCAGAAGUCAGGACCUUGAGGGAUCAGAUCCACGAGACGAAGGAAAGCACAGCAGUCCCGAUAGUCGUAGUCGGCAACAAAGUGGACUUGGCAGAGACAGGAGCGCGACAAGUCGAGUUCCACACCACAGAAUCCGUGGUCACAGUGGAUUGGGAGAACGGCUUCGUCGAGGCCUCAGCGAAAGACAACAUCAACGUGUCACAGAUCUUCAAGGAGUUGUUAGUGCAAGCGAAGGUGAAAUACAAUCUGUCCCCGGCGCUGCGGCGGCGGCGGCGACAGUCCCUGCCUACGGGGCCCCAGGGGCCCCCCGGGUCCAGUCCGACCCCGCCCGCGUCUUCCCACGCGCCCCACGUCCCGUCGCCGGCGCAGCUAGCUCAUCUCCAACAGAUCAGGGAACGACACAACAGCAAACGAAACUCGUGUGUCAUCUCUUAAGUUUUAGUAUUAUUGAUAUGAGAGUGUAAAGUUGCUUUGGUGAUAUUUGGUAAUAAUAGCGGUAAAGAUGGUAGUGUCAAAGAUAGGGUUUUGAUUACCUAGUAUAUUAUACAAUGUAAUCAAAACCCUAUCUUUCACUUUACCGUCUAACCAGCGUGUAGCGUGUGUGGAGUGUAAGCCAAAUCCUCCAUUUGCCUCUGGAAAAUUGGAGAGGGUUGUUUUUCUGCAUUGGGGACAGGAUAUGAACUGAUGAUGAUGAAUAAUAUAACAAUAGCACAAGAGUCGAGAUGAUAAUGUUAUUGAAGCUCGAAUAUAUCGCCAAAACAUUUUACAGUCUCAUCGUUCUACCAAAUAUCUACUUAAUAGAAAUACUUUAUACGGAAAUAAUUUAUCUAAGAUUGAUUAAGUGAUAAGUUUUUUACCAAUCAUUCCUGUACUCGUUUUUAAAGUAAAGAUGUCUCAUAUGUCUCUCUAUAUUAACGUUUUUCCUGGAAGCUCUUUCUUCUUACCCAGUGUUUUAAGCUUUUAUUUCGCUUUUCCGAUAAAAAAAUAUCUCCUCAGCAUAAUUGUUAUUUCGAUAAAAAGCUUCACUUUACUUUGUACUUAAA
Ostrinia furnacalis (Asian corn borer) is the source of this 1527-nucleotide messenger RNA. RefSeq names its product ras-related protein Rap-2b. Lineage: Eukaryota; Metazoa; Arthropoda; Insecta; Lepidoptera; Crambidae. The transcript is spliced from 3 exons. Gene Ontology annotation, molecular function: GTP binding; GTPase activity. Bases 74 to 919 code for a protein of 281 amino acids. The record is from RefSeq and is a predicted model, not a curated record.